GGUGCCCGGGGUCUGGGGGGGUCCUGGCGCCCCCGCCGCCGCUUCCCGGCUUCCCGUCCUGGGGGACCCUGAAGGAGAGCCUGAGGGGUCCGGGGGGCCCCGCCGCCGCCUCCAGACUUCCUGGUCGGGGGAACCCCGAACGGCAACCUGGGGGGGUGUCCUGGGGCGCCCGUGCCGCCGCUUCCCGACUGCGCGUCCUGAGGGACCCCGAAUGGGAGCCAGAGGGGUUCAGGGGCCCCCGCCGCCGCUUCCUGGCUGUGGCGGCCCCGAACGGGAACUUGGGGGGGUCUGGGGCGCCCCCGUUGCCGUCUGUAGGCUUCCUGGCCUGGGGGACCCCGAAUGAGAACCUGAGGGGGUCUGCGGGGAGUCCAGGGCGCCCUCGCCGCCGCCUCCCGGCUUCCUGGCCAGGGGGACCCCGAACUGUGGCGUGGGGGGUGGUCCGGGGCGCCCCCAGCGCGCGCCCAAACUUGGCGGGCGGCGCACGUGGCGAGCCGAGGCGAGGGUUCCGGUUCUGCCACCGCCCAACUUAUCCCACUCGGGGCUCCGGGCUCCCCGCUCCCAUCCCACCCCCCGUAAAGUGGUAAGGUCGGGAGGGGUUCGCAAACCCAGGGUCCGGGGGGCUCGGGUCAGCCGGGGCCUGCUGUGUUUACGUUGCCUCGGCGCCUCCCCGCCGGGGGUGGGCUGGAGCUGCGGAAGGGAGAGUCAGCGCUUCCGAGGCGGCGACGGGCCCGCGGAUCUUUGCUGAGCCGAGGCGUCCCCUCCUAUAGGGGCCUGACCUGCUCCGGACCCCGCGGGGCCGGGGAACCUCAUUUCGCUGUGCCCCGGGGCUCGGCGCCAUUCUUUGGUAGGAGCGGCUCCUGCAGCAGCGACGUUGUUUUAGAGUUGCAUUCUUCCGGCAAAACAGUCUGGGUUGGGUUUCCUAGUGGUCUGGUGUAAAUUUCUCGGUGCCCUUAGUUUUGAGCAGCGCCCUGUGUUCUCAGCGCUGGGCUUGGCUACUGCGGGAGCGGUUGCUGCUAGAGGGUUGCCUUGGCAGGCGCCUCUCGCACCAGCUACAGGUCACAUUUGUGGAUGGGAAAUGCCUUUUGUGGGUUCUCCCCCUCCCCAGACAAAACAAAAGAGCACCUUCCGUUGGAGAACCAGGAUGAAAGCACUUAGCCCCUGCCUAGCCCGUGCUGAGUCCUCUCCAGGCACUUUGACUUGGCAGGGUCUGUGUGCCUGUGUGGGGGACAUUGCAGGGAUGGGCCUGAGCAGGGAGUCCACCGGCCAUGGGGGAUGGAGCCAUCGACUUUGGGGUGAGGCAGGGAAAGGGCUCCCAGAUGGGGUACCUGGGUUAGGUCCAUUCAAGCCGCGGGUGAACGUGGGCCCGCUCCACCGAAGGCGUGGCUGUGAGGAGGCUGGAGAGAGGUGAGGGCUCCUGUCCCCUCCCUGCAUGGACACCCUUGGGAAGUGGGGCAGCUGGGGUCCCAGCCUGGGUCUGGAGGGGUCCCACCCACAGCACAAAUAGGCUCGCAGGCCACCCGGACGCCACGGGCUGCGUGGAGGAGAACUGGAGUGCAUGGACCCUGCUCUCCUCCCGGGCUGCCAGGAAUGUCCACUGCUUCCUAAGUCAGACUCCUUGGGCAAGAAGUGUUGCCACAGCUGCCCCUCGCAUGGGAGACCGGCUUCCACUCUAUGCGGAGUCCACAGUCUACUCUGAUCUUGAUGUGUGGAGUUGUUGUGUGGGUGAAAUGCUUGUGACCCUGCGAAGCGCCCUCCUGGCAGGUCCCCUGCAGGUGCGGUGGGUGCCAUGCGGGAGGGUGCUGAGCUUGGAUGGAAGCAGGCCCUCUCUGCGGCAGAUGGCCGCUCUCAGGACGCCAUGGGUCUGCGGUGUCCCUUACCCACUGGGGGGGGCUCGGCAGCCUGAGGAACUCCCUCUUCCUGAUGCAGAGCCCUCACUGCUCAGUGCCAUGAAGGAGGCAGGAGAUCCCGCCGGACCCCGCUUGGAGGGCUGGGCCUGGAGCAUGCAUGGGUGCGGGGUCAACGCCUCAGGAGACUUGGAGCUUGGGAGCUCCCUGUUCUGGGACACUUGUGGCCGUCCAGCUGCUGCCCUGGGAAUCCACACCUGGAAGGAAGCUCUUCGUGGGCGGUCUUGACUGGAGCACGACCCAAGAGACUCUGCGCAGCUACUUUUCCCAAUAUGGAGAAGUCGUAGAUUGUGUUAUCAUGAAAGAUAAAACCACCAACCAGUCUCGAGGCUUUGGGUUUGUCAAAUUUAAAGACCCAAACUGUGUGGGGACGGUGCUGGCCAGCAGACCGCACACGCUAGAUGGCCGAAACAUCGACCCCAAGCCAUGCACACCCCGGGGGAUGCAGCCGGAGAGAACACGGCCGAAGGAAGGAUGGAAAGGACCCAGGAGCGAUAACAGUAAAUCAAAUAAGAUAUUUGUCGGUGGAAUUCCUCACAAUUGUGGUGAGACAGAGCUCAGGGAAUACUUCAAGAAGUUCGGAGUGGUCACGGAGGUAGUCAUGAUCUAUGAUGCCGAGAAGCAGAGGCCCCGAGGUUUUGGAUUUAUUACUUUCGAGGACGAACAAUCAGUGGACCAGGCUGUCAACAUGCAUUUUCACGACAUCAUGGGCAAAAAAGUGGAAGUUAAACGAGCUGAGCCUCGGGACAGCAAGAGCCAAGCGCCGGGACAGCCAGGUGCCAGCCAGUGGGGGAGCCGGGUUGUGCCCAACGCUGCCAAUGGCUGGGCAGGCCAGCCCCCGCCCACGUGGCAGCAAGGAUAUGGCCCGCAAGGAAUGUGGGUGCCGGCAGGACAGGCGAUUGGUGGCUACGGACCGCCCCCUGCAGGAAGAGGAGCCCCCCCGCCACCCCCACCGUUCACCUCCUACAUCGUGUCCACCCCUCCCGGAGGCUUUCCCCCUCCCCAGGGCUUCCCUCAGGGCUACGGUGCCCCGCCACAGUUCAGUUUUGGCUACGGGCCUCCACCUCCACCGCCAGAUCAGUUUGCCCCUCCGGGGGUUCCUCCUCCACCAGCCACUCCCGGGGCAGCACCUCUGGCUUUCCCACCGCCUCCGUCUCAGGCCGCCCCGGACAUGAGCAAGCCCCCGACAGCUCAGCCAGACUUCCCCUAUGGUCAGUAUGGUUACGGGCAGGACUUGAGUGGCUUUGGACAGGGCUUCUCGGACCCCAGCCAGCAGCCUCCUUCCUAUGGGGGUCCCUCCGUGCCAGGGUCGGGGGGCCCCCCCGCCGGUGGCAGCGGCUUUGGACGAGGGCAGAACCACAACGUGCAAGGGUUCCACCCCUACCGACGCUAGCCCGCAGCGCCGCGACGUCUGCACGGCCCAGACCCAGGAUUCCAAACUUGUGAACUCGUGACAAUCACAAACGUGGCGGCAAAGUAGCGACUCAACCUUGGGGGGGGCGGGGGGAGGGCGCGAGGCUUUUGGAGCGGCUGUGGGUGUCGUCUGGACUGAAGUUUUUAAAUAUUUCUUUCUCUAACCCAUCAGCACAAUAAAAAAAAGUCACUGGUUCAACAACAGGGUUUAAAAAAAAUGUCUUCAGCUUUAAUUCAAAACUUCAGGUUUCUUUUUCUUCCUUUUUUUUGGAAAUUAUUUUCCUGAGCCUUUUGUUUUACGGUAUAUUGUAAACUUUUAUGUUAAAGAAAAAAUAUACAUUUACAAAUUGUGAGAUUUUUAAGAGAAAUUUUCUACGAUGUAUACUGGCUUAUUUUUUAAUUUAAAACAGGGUUUCCGUCGGCACUGGUGGAGGGGUGCGCUGUUGGUCCCCUCGCUCCUGCCUUUGGGGGUUGGGACUUGGUGGUCCAGAAACUCUGGGAGCUUCAAGAAGAAUCUACUGAGUGUGUUUCUGUUUUUUGUUUAAUUCCUUGCUUUUGUCGACUGACCUGCGUGGUAGUGUCUGAGGUGAACUGUGGGGGUUGCACACAGCCCGCCGCGUGGAUCCCACGCAGCGCUGAACCGAACCGAGCAGGAAGCCUUUCUCCCCAGGCCCGUGGCUUCAGGGCGUUUCCCAUUGGCCAGUUUGGCCCUGGUUGGAAUAAAGAGAAGUGGUUUGGAUUAGAA
Messenger RNA from Gorilla gorilla gorilla (western lowland gorilla), 4062 nucleotides. It is a transcript of the gene DAZAP1, whose product is annotated as DAZ associated protein 1. NCBI's taxonomy places the organism in Eukaryota, Metazoa, Chordata, Mammalia, Primates, Hominidae. Gene Ontology annotation, molecular function: mRNA binding. Gene Ontology annotation, cellular component: cytoplasm. The coding region runs from base 2005 to 3297 and encodes 430 amino acids. Gene Ontology annotation, biological process: regulation of translation. The record is from RefSeq and is a predicted model, not a curated record. The transcript is spliced from 12 exons.